Molecule: messenger RNA, 2751 nt
Organism: Neocloeon triangulifer
Lineage: Eukaryota; Metazoa; Arthropoda; Insecta; Ephemeroptera; Baetidae
Gene: scro
Product: homeobox protein Nkx-2.1
Exons: 5
Coding region: 137-1267 (376 amino acids)
Biological process (GO): regulation of transcription by RNA polymerase II; cell differentiation
Cellular component (GO): nucleus
Molecular function (GO): RNA polymerase II cis-regulatory region sequence-specific DNA binding; DNA-binding transcription factor activity, RNA polymerase II-specific
Source: RefSeq, a predicted model, not a curated record
GUUGCCGGUGCAGGCGGGCGUCGCAGCAAAGUAGGCACAGAGCAAGCUGGCUUCCUCGACGGCCGCGUUCGAGCAGCACGACCUGAGCAGGGCUGCCGAGCUGCAGCUGCUGCCCGAGCUCAAUGGUGACCUGGCGAUGUCCCUGAGCCCCAAGCAGCACCAGCAGGUAGCGCACUCGACCCCGUUCUCGGUCACCGACAUUCUCAGCCCGAUCGAGGAGUCGUACCGGAAGCAGCAGCAGCAGCAGCAGCAGCAGCAGGGCGGCCUCGACCUCGCCACCCCGCCCUCGCCCUAUCGCAGCAGCGCCAGCAGCACGGCCAGCGGCCCGGCGGCCGCCCCCCCGGCCCAGCACCAGCACCACCAGCACCAGCAGGCGGCCAUGAGCUCGUACAUGCACGUGCCGCAGCUCGCCGGCCACCACGGCGCCGCGGCCGCGGCCACGGCCGCCGCCUUCCCCGCCCAGUACUGCAACGGCACGGAUAUUGCCGCCUACGGCGACAUGAGGAACUCGGCGGCCGCGGCCGCCGGCUGGUACGGCGCCACGGCCAACGACCCGCGCUUCGCCAGUGAGUACAUGAUUUCGCGGUUAAUGGGCUCGUCGAGUGCGGCCGCGUCGAUGAACAUGAACAUGCCCAACAUGCCGAGCCUGUCGACGUGCAGCGUCUCGGCCGAUUCCAAGCCGAUGCAGUUUCCCCUGACGCAGCGCAGGAAACGCAGGGUCCUCUUCACCCAGGCUCAGGUUUACGAGCUUGAGAGGCGGUUUAAGCAGCAGAAAUACCUGUCGGCGCCGGAAAGGGAGCACCUGGCGAGCCUCAUCCACCUCACCCCCACCCAGGUCAAAAUAUGGUUCCAGAACCACAGAUACAAGUGCAAAAGACAGGCUAAGGAAAAGGCCAUGGCCGAGCAGAACGCUCAAAACCAGGCUCAAAGUUCACCACGUCGUGUUGCAGUUCCCGUACUGGUGAAGGACGGCAAGCCGUGCUCGGGGACGGCGGACGGCCGCGGCGGCGCCGCGCUCGGCGCCGCGAUCGGCGCCAGCCCCGCGAGCGGGCAGUCGCCGCCGACGUGCUCGCACUCGCCGGCGGUGCAGCAGCAGCUGCAGCAGCAGCAGCAGCAGCAGCAGCAGCAGCAGCAGGCGUGCAGCAGCACGGCCAGCCUGCUGUCCAACAUGGCCUACCAGCGCCAGCACAACCUCAUCAACCAGCACCACCAGCAACAGGCCAACAUGUGCUCGUCCUACCUGCCGCUGCAGGGCCGCGCCUGGUAACCACUGCAGACGCCACGCUUGUAAAUAAACGCCAUAUUUUCAACUCGGUGCACAGAGAGACACAUGCAAAGUGAAGGACACGCGACCGGGUGUAUUUUAAUUAACAUAAAAAUAUUAUAAUCCACAUAUUUGCAGGGCAGAGGCACCGAUGAUUGGCGCAAAGAUUCGAAUUUAAAUUCAUAAAAUUUCGGCACCAAGAAAGUUGUUUCAAUUGUUAAAAUUAACAUAAAAGUACAAAAGUAAUUCAGUUUAUUUAUUUUCAGUUUUUCUCUUAAAUACAAAAUUCUGAAGAAUUGAAUUAUUUCGAUUUUGGUAUGAAUUUGUUUUUAACAAUUUCUUAUUAUUCUUCAUUUAAUGAUUGAAAAUGUAAUUAAUUUAAAAUUAAAUAAAAUGAGAGAUUAAUAAUGUGUGUAAUGCAAUUUUGUUUCCGUCGAAUUUUCUUAUCUUAAUAGUUUUUUUUCCCGAUUGAUAUAAAAUAAUGCGACCCAAUUUUGAUGAAAGUUGACCAGGGGACUCUGGAACAACUUCUAUUUUUUGCCAGUUUACUCUAGAACUUCAAUUGACAUGAAAAAAUACUGAUAUUUAGGCAACAAAGGCGACCUCUGUGUGAAUAUUUUGCCUACUUUUCAAUUUCCAAAGUAAUUGAAAUCACAUUGAUCUCAUAUUAUGGCAGAAAUUGAACAAACAUAACAAUUGAAAAAGAAAUUUCUCCUCAACUCAAGCAAUAAACUCAAUCCGUCAUAUUCAGUAUAAAAGUUUCACAGGAAAACUGAUUAUUUAUUUUUUACUUUUCAUUCACCGAUUGAAAAUUGUUUAAUAUCAAAACAUCGUCUUGUUUUAAAGAUUAUUAUUAAAUUUUGACUGCGUUUUUGAAAACUUUGGCAAUCUCGCCGCCUCUCCCCGCGCAAAACUUGUACCAGCGUAAAUUUUAAAUACAAAACUGUCGUGCACGAUUUUAAACUGGGAAUGUGAAUCGAAGGUUUUUUUGUUAUAGCCGCGCGGUUUGUUGCACUCGCGGCAGCGAGAAUCCGGGUGUUGGUUGGUUUAGCAGGGUUUUGUCUCGCGCACCUGGAAAGUGUUGUGUACAAUUUUUAGAGAGGGCAUGUGUGCAUUUUCUCGUCGUACCAUACUUUGUCAUACGUAAUUAGGUUUAACUCAAUAAAAUGCCGAACAAGCACGUCUCAGUUGGAUAAUGUGUAGCCAUAUGUAUAAUUACAAACAAAAAAAAUUAUAAUUAAUAAGGAAAAACCGUAUUUAAUAAUUGUGUCAUAUGAAAUGUGAACUCGAUUUUUGUCCAAGACCACAACACUCACAAUCCACUCUCUAUAUUAUGAGAUAAAAUCACGAUUUCUACAAGAUUUGAAGUAAAAAAAUCCCGUCUCUUUUUUCUGUAUAAUCCGCGCAAAUAUAUAUAUUUAUUAUUGUGACUCCAUUCACUGUUGAGCCUUUGUAAAUACUAGCAAUAAAGUUCAUCUCAUCCUGUU